This is a messenger RNA of Seminavis robusta, 2875 nucleotides long. Lineage: Eukaryota; Bacillariophyta; Bacillariophyceae; Naviculales; Naviculaceae. The record is from the annotation of a GenBank genome assembly.
GCCUUAACCCUAUUUCCUAUUCCAGCUUCAUUUUUGCGACCAUCCAUUUCCUCCCAAUCCGAAGCUGAAGGCCCAAUGUCAGUUCUCAGGAGCUUCGGAAACACAAUACCGGUACAUGUACUAGUAGUCUAGGUCCACUCCACUACAUAUAAGCUAGAUCUACUCUAGCUAGUAGUAGUCAUUCACCAGCAAUAGCAAUGCCGAGCCUUUGUGAAGGGUGUGGCAAAGAAUUCAAGUCUAGGAAUGCCGUCUUUCGUCAUUUGAAGGAGACCGACGGUGCUUGCCUGGAUGCAGAUGCCUAUCGAGACUUCCAUCGCUACGUCCUGUUGCAAGAUCGGAAAAAGGUUCUCUUGCUCUACGGAUAUUUGAUUUUGCCGCAAGACCAAGAAUUUUCCAGCAGCCAAAAGAAGAAGAAGAAGACACAAUGGACCAACUGUAUUUCCAAUGGCCACGACGCUGCCACCAAGCUUCUCGAUACUCUGGAAGAGUACAUUAUGCCACCUGACGAUGAUGAUGAUGAUCCACAACAACAACAAGACACCAAUAGCAAAAAGGAAGCACCAAAAAUCUGCCGUGCCUAUGGAAACAGCGGGCGGAAUGUGGAUGUCUUGGAACAAGAUGAUCGGACCGGUGCGAUAACAGAAGUACUGGGCACGAGAUUGCCCAUGAUUGGAAACAAGAUAUCCAUGGACCAGUGGCUCGAUGGGAUCAAUGCUCUCUUGGAUCAAAAGGGAUUCCCCAUGCGACUUCUGGGUCGUCUGGACAUGCCCCAUGCCAAAUUUAAUGCCGAAAUGGAUACCACGUUUCGACGUGUCGAGUACUUGCUACCAGCUGAUUUCCUUUUACCAGGACAACCUUUGGGGACGAACGACUUUUACAAUUCUCUACCCAGUUUUGUCGAUGGAUUUCACAAUCACAAUCGAACUGAUAAAGUCUCGACGACAAACCAGCCUACCAACGACCAAAAAGUUUCUCAAAUGGAAGAGUUGAAUGCAGAAACCAGUCGACCCAACAAUGAAACUCUCACUUACUUAUUCGCUCUCAAGAAGAAAAUGCAGCGAUUGACAACCAAAGUUGUCGAAUUGGAUAAGCAAAAUGAAGGGGACGUCUUGGAAAAGAACUUUCACAAGCAAAAGCGAAAACGGCAACGCUUCAAGACGGACCACCGAGAUCGAUCACAUAAUAAUAGUAAUGACAAAAACAAAAAGAACAACAAAAAGGUUGGCAACAAAAAAAACAAAAGUGGGGAGCAUGCUUCCAUCAACGAAGACAACCAAAUGGAUCAGGAGAUGAAAGAUAUUGACGACGACCACGGAGACGAGGACAAAGCCGCUGGUGGCAAAGCAAACAACAAAAGAGGGAAGGAUCAAAAGCCGAUCAAAAAGGUUUUGAGACGAAGACGAUUUCACAAUUUCACUCCCAGAAGUAUGGCACACAAUUACUUUGCCUAUCGACGAAUGGAUCGCAUGUACCAUCGGGCUACCCUUCGAUUUCCAGAAAAUGUGUACGAGGAGGUCGAACAACAAUGGCAGCAGCAAACCAACAAUCCACCUGUCACGUACGAUCGCAAUCGUCCUUUUCUGGCAAUGUCCAUUUCCGGGGAUCUCUUCUUGGAGGGACAAACCUGUCGCGUUAUGGGUGUCCUCAUUGCAUUGGCACGAGGGCUCAUUGACGAUGAUUUUGUGGAGUGCGUUUUUGACGAGGACUAUCCUCAUCUGGUUCCCACACCAGAGGCACCGCCGUUUGCCAUGUAUGCCGCGGAAACAUACUACAUGAGUUGGGAAGGCAAGGUCCGAAAAGUCUUAACUCCUCGGAAAAGUGACGUGUUUCCAGAAGGGUGGAACGACCCUUCUACACUGCGGAGGGUCAGUGAAUGGCAGGCAGUGAUUCGUGAAGAGAUUGCCAAGGCUUGGUUGUUCAAGGGUAUAGAUCCCAUCGAUGGACGCUUGCUAGAAGAGAAACGGUGGACCAAAGAGGUGCUGGAGCCUUGGGUGGUGCAAGCCCGCCAACAGUUGGAAGAGUAUCGUCAGUGGAAAAGGGACAAAGAUGGUAACAGCAACGGGAACAGCAUGGCUGCUUCACUCCCACCUCUCAGUUCCAUUGAUACUUCUGUUCCAGCUCUCUAUCAGAAAGUUUUGCAGUGCCUUCGCGAUGUUGAUUCCAAUGGACGCUGGCCCACUACGACUCCCAAGCGGCAAAUGGUCAUGGUUUCCACUUCGCUGGAAAGCGACAACAACAAUACCGGCAGCGAGCAAGACAAAAAGACGAAUGGAUUCUCCUCGUUAUCCAUGGCCCACAUGAUCGCUCGUAACAAUAAACUUGAGAGAUCGUCCGCGUACGAGUUCCAGGAAGGCGAGGGCGGAGCCAGCGGAAGUUUCUCGGUGGGUGCCAUGCCGGGAGUUCAGUGCACUCAGCCAAAGGCGAACACAGCGUUUCCCGACUUGAUGAAGGCGGCGUUCGAGCUGGAGCGGGCGUUGCUGCCGGACAGGGAACCCAGUAGUACCAUUGCCAUCAACAGGAAUGCCCAGUUUCGCCCGCACACGGAUAGCGGAGCCGGAAGUGGUCAGAGUACAAGUCUCAUUGUGGCGUUUGGAAAUUUCGUCGGUGGAGAGCUGGUAGUUGAGGGUAAAAAAGAGGACAUUCGUUACAGGCCAUUGGAAUUCAAUGGGUGGAAGCAGCGGCAUUGGACCAUGCCAUUCCAAGGGGAGCGUUUCAGCCUAGUAUGGUUCACCCCAAAGGGAUGCGAAGGCGUUCACGGCAUCGACCUGUGCAGAGAUUAGAAAGAUUGGUGACAGGGUGCGUGGAUCAUGGCGUUCGAAGCGAGCUACCAUUGUAGUAUAACUAUUGGUUUAGAUGCUUUGGCUGGACUGACUCC